AUGCGUUCGAACAUUGUCCUCCUCGCCGGCCUGGCGGCCUCGGCCCUCGCCCUGCCAACAGAUAUCUCCUUUGAUCGCCGCGGCCUUAUCGCUGCCGUCGGCCUCGACCUUGGCGCCAUCCUUACCAAUGUCCUUGGCGGCGGCGAGGAGCGCUCGACAUCGCUCUUCUCCGGUCUCAGCGCCCAGGGUGCGGCAGCUUUGGAAGGAGGUGCCUUGGGAUGCAAUGCUGGCGAUAUCCACUCCGAAGCUCGAAGUGAGUUGAAGUCGUGGCUGUCGGGCUCCCAGGCCGACAAGCUCGACAAGUCUCUGAGGGACCACCUUCUGUCCUGGUGCGGCUCUGAUUCUCUGACUCUGUCGGCCAAUGUCUUGGCCGCCUUGUCUGUCUACAUCCCGACGUGUGCAGACAUCGCCGCUCAAGAGCAGCUUUACGUUACUAUUGACGGUAUAUUCUCCUCUGCCGACCUUGAGUCUGAACUAGUCAUUAGUGUCUCGGCUCGGGCUGCUCUUGAUGUUUUCAUUUCUGCUUCCCUUGAUAUUGAUGCCAACAUCCUUGCUGGUCUUCGGGUCUGUGCUGCCGGUGGUGCUGUCACCAGCAUCUCUGCCGAUAUCAAGGCCGCUUUGCAGGCUUGGUUGUCUCGCUCGGACUGUGGUCUUGACUCCUCAUUGCGGAUCACUGUUCUCGCCUGGGUGGAGAGCCGGGUGGCUGGUGAUUGCGGUCGUAUCGGCACUCUUCCUGACACUGCUCUAAAAUGUGUUUCCUGCGGUUCCUCCAUUACUGUCUACGUGGAGGAAAGCGGUGUCUUGGGUGCCAGUGGCAUGGCCUUCCUCGAGGCUUUCCUGGAGGCCGACAUUUCUGUCGAUAUUGACGUCAAUGUCCGGACUGCCCUGGAGGGCUGUGCUCGCGGUGGUCUGGCUUCCGACCUCGACCUUGAUGUUCGCGUUUCCCUGGCUGUGUGGUUGUCUGGCUCCAGCUGCUCACUGGGCUCUGAGUUGAAGUCCGUCAUUUUCUUCUGGCUGUCCUUCGCUGCAUCGGCUGAGGUUUCCGUUGACCUUGUCAGCGGCCUGCUUGUUGAUAUUACUGGCUUCUUGUCCGAGACUCUCAUUUCCACCCUCAGUGUUGGUCUACGAGGUGCUUUAGGUCUCUGCGCUGCGGGCGAAAGCAUUACUGUCCUGUCGCUCGACACUCGCGCUGAGCUGGCUUCCUUCCUUGGUGGUUGCACUGGUAUUGAGAUCGAUGUAACCAUUGAGAUUAUCAUUAUCGAGUGGCUCACCGGCUGCAGCAUGCCCGGUGCCCCAUCUGGCCCUACUCAUACCAGGACCGCUCCCAGCGGACCGACUACCACUCCUUGUGAGACCAAUACUCCUCCGCCUCCACCUCCGACAACUACCACCACUCCAUGUGAGACAAAUACUCCUCCGCCGCCUCCAACAACUACCACCACUCCCUGUGAGACCAAUACUCCUCCGCCGCCUCCAACAACUACCACCACUCCCUGUGAGACCAAUACUCCUCCGCCGCCUCCAACAACUACCACCACUCCCUGUGAGACCAAUACUCCUCCGCCGCCUCCAACAACUACCACCACUCCCUGUGAGACCAAUACUCCUCCGCCGCCUCCAACAACUACCACCACUCCCUGUGAGACCAAUACUCCUCCGCCGCCUCCAACAACUACCACCACUCCCUGUGAGACCAAUACUCCUCCGCCGCCUCCGACGACUACCACCACUCCCUGUGAGACCAAUACUCCUCCGCCUCCUCCGCCUCCGACGACUACAACCACUCCCUGUGAAACCAAUACUCCUCCGCCUCCUCCGCCUCCGACGACUACAACCACUCCCUGUGAGACCAAUACUCCUCCGCCCACAACCACCCCUCCUCCGGUCUCGCCGCCUCCUGGCACCGUUACCAUUACCGUCACGUCGACCACGACCGUCUGCGAGUGCGAUUAG
Molecule: messenger RNA, 1953 nt
Organism: Penicillium lagena
Lineage: Eukaryota; Fungi; Ascomycota; Eurotiomycetes; Eurotiales; Aspergillaceae
Product: putative cell wall protein
Exons: 1
Coding region: 1-1953 (650 amino acids)
Source: RefSeq, a predicted model, not a curated record